AUGCAGGCACGUACCCAUGCGAACAGAUUAACAGCAUCUCGCUGGCUUGUGCUCUCACCCUUCUGUCGCCGAGGGGCUCAAGACCACGUUUUUACCGGCAUAUUUUGCAGUGUGUUUCUAGACACAGUAUUCUCCGUUAUGCUUCAGGCAUUCUUUAAGAUCGCAAGACAUAUUUAUUCCGGCUGCUCCCCUGGCGGUUUUGCGAACGGUCUCCUGAGAAUUGCCUGUGCCUAUUGCACCCCUUCGAUUUGGGCCGUCGGGCUUUCAUUUGUUGAGCUCACUUACAGCAGAUCUGGAGCAUGGUGGGCGUUUAGAAUUCGAGGUUUUGGGUGCGUGGAUGACAUUGGGUACAAGUGCUUGGAGUAA
Messenger RNA from Protopolystoma xenopodis, 366 nucleotides. The record is from the annotation of a GenBank genome assembly. Lineage: Eukaryota; Metazoa; Platyhelminthes; Monogenea; Polystomatidea; Polystomatidae.